This is a messenger RNA of Myripristis murdjan (pinecone soldierfish), 2031 nucleotides long. Its product is annotated as programmed cell death 1 ligand 1-like. Lineage: Eukaryota; Metazoa; Chordata; Actinopteri; Holocentriformes; Holocentridae. The record is from RefSeq and is a predicted model, not a curated record. Gene Ontology annotation, cellular component: external side of plasma membrane. Gene Ontology annotation, biological process: cellular response to lipopolysaccharide; T cell costimulation; immune response. Bases 230 to 796 code for a protein of 188 amino acids. The transcript is spliced from 5 exons.
CAAGGCAGAAAGUAAAGAAAUCAUAGCCUGUUGUCUCUGCGCCACAUCUGACAGCCGGAGCAGCUCAGACGGGACUUUUCUUCUUGGACUUUGAUCACAUGAUUCACAGGAGUUUCCCCAGAAACAUGAUGGAAGGACUCCAGGACUCUUCCCUGCCGACUGAAGCUGGUCCAGGUCCCUCUGAAUCAGGAGAACUUACUUAUAGAGCAGCAGCUCGGUGUUGGCAUGCAUGUUGGAGUUAGUAAAGACUUUUCUACAAGUUUGCAGAAGCUCCAGCGGCACAGCAGAUGUGAUGGUGUUACAACGUCCAAGGGAGGAGAUGAUCAGCAUCCUGCUGCUUGUUGUCCUGACAGCCUCUGACUGUGGAGCUCUUGUCCUGAAUGUGAGACAGUCUGUCAGUCAGGCCGAGGAGAACAGGAACGUCACCAUGGAGUGGACCUUCACUCCCAACAUGAGACUCAAAGACAUGGAACUCCAUUUUGCAUUAUGGGUAUCUGAUGUUAAGACGUUGAAGACAGUAUAUCUUCUACUAGAAGGUGUUGAGCUGUCAGGAUUUCAAGAUGAGCAGUUUGCAGGACGAGUUGGAUUGGACAAAGACGAGCUGAGAAAAGGAAACAUCAGACUUCAUCUGUCCAGACUCAGGACUGAAGACUCAGGCGUCUAUCGAUGUAAAGUGUCCACUUAUCAUGACGGGACCAUCAGUGAAUGUUCACUCAACGUCACUGCAGCCAGGAUUCAGCCCACAGCUGAGGAGACCCAGCCGACAGGUCGGGGAAGGAUCGCUCUCUUCGUUUGAUCUGGACUUUGUGUUGCAGCACUUUUCCUCCUGAUGUUCUUCACUCUGCAUGGACACAUUUCUUCUAGAAUAAAUCUCCAGCAUGUGAAAACUGGGGGUCAAACACCCUGUUAAUAUCAGUGAGCAGAGCAUAAAACCAACUGAUCAACUUGAAAAGACAGAAAGGAACUUCAGUCUCUGAUUGUCUGGACUGAAUCAGAGAUCCUGCUGCUGACUUCAACAGGACGCUGUGAAACAGCAGGGAGCAGCUGAAUGCAGCUCUGUGCCCGAGACAAACUUCCCUGCUGCCACAAUAAAGUUUAUUAUUUAGUUCUGAUAAUGGUGAGGGUCGCCUGGCUCCAGGAGUCAACCAUGAUCCUCAGAGUCGAGCGACGGACCGAUGGUGGAACGAGUCAGGUGACCCUGAUGACACUGAGGACGGUGGUCCCAACAGGGAGGAGCACUAACGAACCCACCACCUGGAGAACGACCCCACAGGUUAAAGACCCGGGACGUCCCACCAGUCUGUCUGAACUGGAGAAGAGAAACGUCUUCAAGAACCUACAGACAGUCCAGCUGAUCUGCAUUCAGCUCUGGAUGGGACUGAGCAGCACUGAUGCACUCGCCUGCCUGGCCUCCAGAGGAUAUUACACUUUGCUCAUAUUAGUACAUUUGCUUUAUCAUGUUUUUAUUGGAAUACUGUUUGUCCUACUGCACUUUUCAGUUUUGUGCUGUUCACCUCAUGUCCAUCACUUGUGUUUUAACUCGCCUGUUUCCUUGUUAUUUUAUUGUUUCAUGAGUUUUUGCUGGAGUGACAUGAGGCUUCUGAUUCUGAUUCUAUUCUGUGCUUUUCUAUUCUAUCACCUACUAAGUUACAUACAAAUAGACUUGAGUAAAUAAUUAUAAUCAUAAAUACUAACCGUUAAUCUACAUUUAUCAAACUGAAUCACUUUAUUUUUCUUGAUUCAUGUUGUGUCAUUUAAAGUUCUCUUAUCUGACUUCUCUGGAUCAUUGAUGCUUGAGAAAUGUUCAUUUAUUUUACUGCUGUACUUAUUUAAAAUUGUAAAAGAAUGAUAAGCACUGUUGCACUAUAGCACACAUUACACUUUGCACAUAUUUGUGAAUAUGCUUUAUCAUGUUUUUAUUGUGAAAUUGUUGGUCCUUUUUACUGCACUUUUCAGACAGCUAACCCCGGCCUAUGCUCUUGUAUUUUAACUCACCUGCGUGUCCGUGUUGUUUGACUGUUUCUUGAGUUU